This is a messenger RNA of Apis mellifera (honey bee), 1398 nucleotides long. RefSeq lists its product as uncharacterized. The transcript is spliced from 3 exons. The coding region runs from base 817 to 1200 and encodes 127 amino acids. The record is from RefSeq and is a predicted model, not a curated record. NCBI's taxonomy places the organism in Eukaryota, Metazoa, Arthropoda, Insecta, Hymenoptera, Apidae.
UAUGCACGCGUGGCGAGUGUACUCGUCCGUGAAUGCCGUAACAUCAAGACUAAAAAGAGACGCCGACACAACGAAAAUGUUUACGGUUUCAUGGGUUGCUUUGGGUUGCUUAGUAAAAUGUGAUAGAUUUCUUUCUAGAAUGAUGUUAAAGAUGUAAACCCAUAUGGCAAUCCUUCUGUGUGUAAUAUAUUCGACGAAACGGAAUGUUCAUUUGCAGUUCGAGGUUAUGUACUUUAUCAAAUUAUAACGUACAAUUUUGAUUUUUAAAUUAAUAUUUAUUUAAAAUAUAUCGAGAGAUUUAAAGAAAGGAAUUUAAUUUACCGAUGAGGUUAUGGUGAAGAUAUAAUUCCAGGAAGCUGAAUCCCUUGUUAAUUUGAACGGUUUAAUGGCAUUCGGUGUCAGAAUUUCGUGGGACGUACAUACGUGUAAACAGACACGGUGUCAGGCAACGUACCGUACGGGGGUUGAACACCCUAAAAUUAGCCCCGAAGCGGGAUGCGACGCGUAUACGCGAACGCAGUACGUAUUGAACGUGAACCCACACGCGUAGAGAGCGUGAAAAAAUGCUUACAUUAUCAUCUGUAAUUUCGUAAACAUACCGUGGGUUGUACAGGGACUAGAUUAUGGGGACCCGUUGGUGCACCCGUUGCGGGUGGCCCAAGAAACGAACCAUCUUCCGUAGUAAGUUUUCACUUUGGGAAGUGGAAGGAGCAUAAAAAAAGAUUAUGAUUAAGGAAACCACAUGUACCGAUGCGUUAAUAAAAUGGAAGCAUAGAAAGAACGGAAUAUAGAUGCGAUAAUGAGUCGAAAAACGAAAUGAAAACGCUCAUUUCUGACAAAUGUGAAAAUCAUGAUAUCAGGGGAAUUAUUUCGUCCCCCAUGGUGUUCCAACUUUGUAAACAACGCCAGGAAACAAAUAUAAAGUAUUCACGAGCACGAGCAUCAUUCGAUGAAGUUGUAUCGCGAGCGACAAGGAUAUGGAUAGCCUCGGGGAACAAUGUUAUGAACGAAGGAGAUAGAUGCGCGAAAGGGAUGAAAACCGGCAGAGACAUCGAUACAUUCACGUUCUUUGAUGCAUUGGUGGAUGUGCCAAUUAAAUUCGAAAUUACUGGUGAAAAUGAGCAAAUUGUUGCAUACCAACGAUGUGUAAAUGUGAACCUACCUAUGUGUUCCUGGGAACGUUUCGCACAACCGAUUUAGCAUUUAACGUCAUAAUGACGUUUGCAUUUUCGACUGGCGCCAUUGUUUACUUUAUUUCGAAUUAAACCACGAUUAAGUGUGACCUCAUCUACACGGAUAUCCAUACAAUGAUCAUUACGUUCCGAUCCCCGUUUAGAAAUUUUUGACAAGAGAUACUCCGUUUAUUGAAUAAAACGAUAUCGGGGAACGUUUUGAAAU